GCCCUGCCUCCAAUCAAAGGUUGUUGGGCGUUGCAAUUAACUACGGCCAGCUAUUACCUCAUGUAGAUAUAUCCGUCUCCUUACGUUGGACUGCGUUGUUGUAUCUGUGGAGUGAUUUGGAAGCUAGGUAGGGCUGCACCUACAGUACUUCAUGAGUUAAUGACUUUAUGUGUCCAGCCCAUUCAAGUUCACUGGUGAAAUGAGGCUGUUUGGGAGGAGGAAAUGGCUUCCUAUCAUGUUCUGCACUGUCGUAUCGAUAAUAGUAGUCGUUGUGCUUGUGAUAAGAAGCAUGCCGCCAACUAUAAAACACCAAAUUUUACCUAGAGGUGGCUGGUUGAAGUGUCCUGGCUGCCAUAAUCCUGACUCCUUGCCAAUGUCUGAGCUUGACUCCAACCUGUUGCUCAUUCUUGUCCAUUCUUCGGUCAAUAGAAAGGACAGAAGAGAUGCCAUCAGAUCAACAUGGCUGGCUGACUACCAGGUGUCAGCAAAGAGCUCUCCUGUCCACUACAGUUUUGUCCUUGGUGGUUUUAAUCUCUCAUCUGAAUGUUCGGAGCAGUUGCAAGAAGAAUCAACAAGACAUAACAAUGACAUAAUGAUUAUUCCGUCCAAUCCAGAUAAUUAUCAUGACCUAACUCAGCGGACGAUCGAGAGUUUUCAAACGGCCGUAAAACAAUUUGAUUUUUCGUAUGUACUGAAAUGUGAUGAAGACACUUACGUUGAUGUGCCAAGACUUGCAUCCAAGCUACAGCGUAGAAGGAAAAAUCCCCUCAAAAAGGAAGUCCCCCUCUAUUGGGGAGAAAUGUUAACAUGGAAGAUAUUCAGCGGUGGCCUCCAUGGAGAGAAGCAUUUUGCUGUCUGUGAGCGAUACCUACCGUAUGCACUGGGCGGAGGCUAUGUUCUGUCGAGAGACUUAGUCGAAUUGUUAGUUCAGAGUGCACCCUAUCUACGUCACUAUGUCGCUGAGGAUGUGUCGGUAGGGGCAUGGCUGGCUCCUUUCAAUUUUCAAUACUUACACGAUACAAGAUUCGAUACUGGUAGCGAAAGUCGUGGUUGUAAAGAUCCGUACUUGGUGACUCACAAAAUCAGCCCCAAGCAGAUGUAUUCAUAUCACAAUGUAUACAAGAAGGAUGGAAGGUUCUGUUCACGCAGAAAUAGAGACAAAGGCAUAAGCGGUCAUAUCUAUGAUUGGACGGCAAUACCAUCUAAGUGUAUUGAUUACUCUGAACAUUUGCCAUGAAUUUCAAUUUUUUUAUAUAUUUUGCUAAUAAGAAAAUUAUACACAUGUUAAUAAAAAAUUAAAAAGAAAGAUCAACUAC
Halichondria panicea is the source of this 1316-nucleotide messenger RNA. RefSeq names its product beta-1,3-galactosyltransferase 6-like. Gene Ontology annotation, biological process: glycosaminoglycan biosynthetic process. Gene Ontology annotation, molecular function: UDP-galactosyltransferase activity. The record is from RefSeq and is a predicted model, not a curated record. Bases 200 to 1237 code for a protein of 345 amino acids. Gene Ontology annotation, cellular component: Golgi membrane. The transcript has 4 exons. NCBI's taxonomy places the organism in Eukaryota, Metazoa, Porifera, Demospongiae, Suberitida, Halichondriidae.